AUGGAGUUACUUGUGAUGCAAAACAUGCACAAAGAUGGGGAUAGGCCUUCGGAUGCACUGACUCCUAAGUUUGAUGAUAGGCCAGAUAACAAUUCAGAAACAGAAGAAGAUGAAUAUUAUGACACGUAUGAUUCAUUUGCCUCGAGAAAAGUUGCUGAAAUAGAACGUAUUCUUCAUACGUUCGAUUUAACUACGAAACUUGAGACAAAAAUAAAGAUUUCAGAUGUGAUUCAGAUGGACUCUUCCAUUCAUGAGAGCAAAACGCAUUCAACUAAAGAUUUACCUUAUGUUUUCCUCAAAAGGCUUUUAUCAGGGAACAGCGACGCAAUGGAUUACAGAUCUUACCAGAUGGUGAAAAAAGUGAAUGCUAAAUUACAAGGGUCUGUGCUAGCCAUGUAUCGAUCUCGUGACUCGGAUAGCAUAAGUCCACAUGACUUAUUUUCGUUAGUUUAUCAAUGUUGCGAUCCAUUCCUGAAACAACUUCUCUUUCAAAAACUUUAUCUUUGUAAAAUAGCUUUUCCAUUCCUUCAUAAAGAAUACCCCUCAUCAAAGUCCAGAUUAGCUCUAUGGCCGCUCCGUUCGCUUGUUAUUGAGACUAUACAGGAAAAUAGCAGUAGUGUAAAUAAGAUAGGAGAGAUUGAGUUUUUACAGUGCCCAAUCAAUGUCGUUUCAUUUGCUCGGUUCGGAAGACCAAGCUUUUCAAAAUCUAAACUGUUAAAUGGUAUUUUGUGCGAAAAUGGGUGCGUCACAUUUUUUCAUAAAGAUCGUCCAUUAGGUACGAGUAACAGAUAUUCCACAGAAGGUAACGUUGAGAUGUUUUAUUUGCCCGUCGUAAGUGGCUCUGACAGUGUUUUCAAUCAACCAAUAAUGUUUUUGAAUUUGAGAGGGGAUUUGAGACACGACUUUAAUGAAAAUGUUUCUAAAUUUAUCUCAACUGUAUCAGAUAUAAUGGUAAUAGUUGUGGACUCGCACACAUGUGAUAUUAAUAUCCCAUUGCUAGAGAAAACAAUUGCUCAGUUUGCAUCAGUUUUGUUGAUCUUUAGCGGUCCGCUAGGUCCAGAAAAUGGCAAAAUAUUUCGGACAUUGAGACGUUUGGAACGUUUGGUUCUUGAUUCUCACAAAAGUACAGCUCUACAGAUUAUUUCUACACAUUCUGAAGUCGAUGAAAAGAAUAAUGUUGACAUCAUAGCGGAAACCAGAGACACAAUAUCCGAAUCGCUUCUUGGUGAUUUGAUUUCUAAUGCAUCUUUAGAGGAAAGAUUGAGGAAAACUUCAAUAGAAACUGACGAAACUGACAUCUCCAAUGAAGCAUUUAAGUCGGCAUCUUCCAUCAUAGAAUCAAUGGAACACGUAGCUCAACCAGAAAAAUGGACUGAACUAGUGACACCUAUUCAAAGUACGAAAUCUAAAGAACUUGGUGUUCUUCUGAAAAAAAUGUAUAGAAGCAGUGAUCUUACUUUACUUGACGAUAUCAGAACCAAAAUAUCCGAAGCAAGAAAUCUAAACCAAGCUCAGAUAACUUAUCCGGUUAAAUUGUUUAGUAACUGUCUCAUCAAACAUGAAAAUGAUUAUUUAUUUCUUCAAUAUUUUUUAAGUUGGAUGAAGAUACUUCUUGACCGCAAAAGGAGAACCCGUAUACAAAUGGAAAGCAAGCCCUCAAUGCGAAGCGUAGGGUUUGAGUCAGACAUUUCAGACUGUUCGGAGAAAGUUGACAAUUCUUAUUUGGAGACAGGUCAUCUUUUUAGAGAAAUUGGUCAUAUAUGUGAUUCUGUUAUCUGCUCUAACAGAAGCAACAAAGAUAUAGACUUUCCUCCAAUUCAAAAUCUUGCAAAUGUUAUUGCAAAUCUUGUAACAUACGGAAAUGCUUUAGAACUGCUUGACGGUAACAGUUUCUAUAUGCCGACUGAAUGGAUUAAGUUAGUUCUAGACCUGUUACAUGAAUUAGUUGGUAAGAAAACUGUUUUAACUCUUUCCGUUUUAGGCAUACAAAGUUCUGGAAAAUCAACGUUACUUAAUACUAUGUUUGGUUUACAAUUUCCAACAAGUUCCGGAAGAUGCACUAGAGGCAUACAUAUGCAGCUAUUACCCGUUUCUCGCCAGAAAAUCAACGUUUUGAAAAAACCUUUUGAAUAUGUUCUAGUUAUUGAUACCGAGGGUGUAAGAGCACCAGAACUUUUCGACACUGAUGAAACUUGUUACGGACGAGACAAUGAACUUUCGACUAUUAUAACAGGGUUAGGGGAUAUAACAAUGCUAAAUAUUAUGGGUGAAAGUUCCAGUGAAAUGCGCGAUAUAUUACAAAUUCUGGCACAUGCUUUUCUCAGACUAAAGUUAGCAAACAACAGAUUAGAUAUUCGAAAAAGCUGCUUUUUCAUACAUCAAAACGUUUCUGAUAUGAGGGCGUCUGAACGAAUGGAGCACGGCUUGAUUCAGUCAGUAAAAUACCUAGAUAAUGCUACACAAGAGGCUGCUGAAUUUGAAGGUAUUUCGGACAUCACUACGUUCAGCCAAAUCAUUGAAUUUGAUCCGGAGUCGCAUGUCUGGUACCUACCUAAUUUUUGGCAAGGUUAUCCGCCCAUGGCAGGUGCUAAUCAAAAGUACUGCAACAAGGUUGUAGAGUUAAAUAAGCACCUGGUUCGAAAAUCGAUAAACGAACAGGAUAAAUCAUUUAAAACACUGAAAGAUACGUUUAUACAUAUAAAUGACCUGUGGAAAGGUGUUCUUGCAGAGAACUUUGUUUUUUCUUUUCGCAAUAGUAUUGAAAAGAAAGCUUAUAUAGAGUUAGAAAUAAAAGUGAAAGACGAACUUUGGGCUUUAGAAUGUUCGUUCUGCGAUACAAUAUUUCAGACGGCUCAUAACAGGUUUUCUGAAUGCAACGAUAAUGCCAGUUUGCGAAACGCCAAAGAAGAAGUGAUAGAGGUAAUGAAGUGUAUCGUAUCAACAAAAAAAAUGAAGACAGAGGAAAAUGUGGAGAAAUUCCUCAGCGAAAACAAUUACAAAGAUACAACUAUUAAGUGGAAGGAAGCUUCACUUAACCGCAUAAAAGUGUCGUGUCAAGAAAUGAUCGACAACAGAAAGACGGAAAUUGAUCGAUUAUCAAACAACCGAGAAGUUGAUAUCAUGAUUAGCAUUAUGUGUACGAAACAUGACGAAGAACUUCGAAGGAAAUCUCUCGAACUUGCAAAAGAGCUAGGGCCAUUAGGAAAGAGUCUUAAUGAGGUAGAGGCAAAUAAAAGGUUUGAGAAAAUUUGGAAGAAAUUUGUUGACGAGUCAAUAAGCACAGAUACCUCCAUUAGUUCCGAGUCAGCCGAUUUUAUGAAAAAAUGCUUUUUAGACUGUCUAACUGAAAAAUACGAAAGUCAUGGAGCAUCAUUGCUAAAUAAUAUUCUUCGAGAAUACAAUUAUUUGGAUAAAAGACUUGAGAUUCAAACAUUGCAUGGGUCAUUUGAAAAAACAGAAAUUAAUGAAAAUCACAUUAGUUUAGUUUCUCAAUUUAAAGUGCUUGGUUUAAAAAUCUGUAAAAAAUCCAAAACUUUAGGCCUCAAAGCAGCACGCGAAGAUAUAGAAAAUAUCUUUUCGAUUAUUGAUCUUAAGGUAAAACAGAUUUGCCAAAAAAAUAGAGAGAUAACAAAUUUGGACAUAAAACAAUUUCUAAAUGAAGUUGACAAUUUGAUAAGAAAUAUUCAGACAAAAAAUGCCAAGUUCACUUUGAAAAUAACAUGUAUAUUACGAAUUGUCGUUUAUGUGAGUUGCUAUUCCUAUCAUCGGUUUAAAAAUGAAAAUACUGCACAUCAGCAGUCACAAGGUAUAAGCGUUCGCUUAGAAAUGUACAAGAAACAAGUACAUGAACGCUUUUUAGCAUACUUGAUGCAGCGUAAAACUGAGGAUAUUGCUGCAAAAAUGAUGCGUACUGCAAUUGAGGAAUCUGUUCGUAUGUCAGUGAAAGAUGUUAUGUCAAUAAGGGUAAAAAGUGAGUUGAAGAAUCACUUACCAAGACUGAAAUAUAAUCUCUUACUUGAAAUGACGACAAGUCUAGUUCAGGAGAAAUCUUUACAGUCUUUUAUGCGUUACAUACUGAGACCAAAAGAAUAUGCUCACACUUGGGUCUCCCAAAUGGCGGAUCAUAUAUUAUUUUCUAAGACUUCAAGAAAGUAUGAAACAGUAGCAAGUCUGGAAAUUUCUAAAUUCCUCAGCGAUAUUAAUACAAGCCUCUUAAAGAGUACCAAAGACUUUUCAGAGGAUACACCGUCGAUCGAAAAAUGGCUUCAACAAUUUAUAUCUCUUCUUUCAAUAUUUAAGAUUCCCAAAGAAUAUUUUAAUAACGUAGAAAUAGAAUUGAAACGAAUAGAAGGUUUGAACAUAUCAGAAUUUAGAGAUAAGAUUAUUGAAGAAUUACAAGACUCGGAAAAUACAAUUAUUGAGGAGUUCAAAAAGACAUCUGAAAACACAGUUAAAUGGAGCAGUUUUAACCCAGUCGAGGAAAUAUGUACGGAAAUAUGGGGUUGUCCCGAACAAUGCUUAUUUUGUGGCGAACCUUGCAUUAAAGGAUAUAAACAUAAUAAAAAAAUCAGCCACAUUUGUUUACAACAUAGACCGUUGGGAUGUUGUGGUUUGUUUAACGAAGAAAAUGGAAUGAUAUUAUUAGAAUCAUGCAACCUCAAUGUAAUGGGAAAUGCCAAAAUACCUUGCUCCGUAAUAGACUUUAAAUGCAAUCCACAAGAAAGGGAACCUUGCAGCAAAAAAUGGCAUCAAUUUAAAGAGUAUAAAACCUUUGCUCCUGGUUGGGAUAUUGAGCCUACGAGCAAUAUGGACGACAGGGCGAAGUUUUGGAUGUGGUUUGUAUGUGAGUAUGCUGAAGAUAUUAGCAAAUAUCACUCUGUGAAUGUUACGAAUGUACCAAAGUCAUGGAAAAAUAUUUCUCAAGAGGAAGCACUGCUUAGCUUGAGGACAUUAUAUCUUAGGCGCUUUACAGAUAAAGGCAGCCACUCAAAGUGCAAAAUUCAUCCUGUACUAGUACAAACACAGAGCAAUCUGACUAGACAGAAAGAGCAAGGGGAAAAAGGCAGAACAGAGAAAAAGAGAAAUCCUACUGAAGCUAUGGCGGGAAGUUUAACAAAUAAAGACAAAGAUCGAUUAGAGAAGUGGAUAGGAACAGGCCCCAAAUCAUUUGUGAUUCACAAUGAUCCGAACUUAUGUCCUACAUUUGGUCACUCAUACAACCUCAAAACAUUUUCCAAAACAAUAGUUACAUUGUUUCUCAUUUCCCUCAAGAUGGAGGUCACAGCAAUCUUGGAACCUGUUACGAGAUGCAAUGCUUGA
This is a messenger RNA of Mercenaria mercenaria, 5319 nucleotides long. RefSeq names its product interferon-induced very large GTPase 1-like. Gene Ontology annotation, molecular function: GTP binding. The record is from RefSeq and is a predicted model, not a curated record. The transcript has 5 exons. Bases 1 to 5319 code for a protein of 1772 amino acids. Lineage: Eukaryota; Metazoa; Mollusca; Bivalvia; Venerida; Veneridae.